GUCAGCAGAGCGGUGAGGUAAGAGUGAGUGAGUGAGUGAAUGUGUUGAAGAAACUGCUGCUGAGAAAUUUCUCACUGGCCAGAGACACAGAGGAGGAUUUCUGCAUUUAGAAAUGUCAUGCCUACCAGAAAACUGUUGAACUUACAGAUCUGUGAGGAAUUUUACUAGAGACAAAGAGAAGAAAUAGGAUAGAGAGGGUAAAGGCAAAAAGAGGGAAGUGCCAGAAUACAAACAGAGCCUAAAAGAAUCAAGAGGAAAAUAAGAGGAGGGGACUGAUACAGCUGUGAACACCAUUGUGGACUAAGAUGGAAGUCUACACUGUGACAGUAGCAACUGGUACAUCGGAGUAUUCAGGCACCAACAACUACAUCUUUGUGACCCUGGUGGGGGAGAAGGGGGAGAGUGAACGCACCCUGCUGGACAAUCCUGGACUAGACUUCUGUCGCGGAGCAGUGGAUCAGUACAAGGUGACCAGCUCUUCACAUUUAGGCCCCAUUCAACUGGUCAGACUGGAAAAACAGAGAUACUGGUUGGAAGAUAACUGGUUCUGUCGCUAUGUCACAGUGGAACCUCCAGGUGGAGGCACAGUGCUGACUUUCCCUUGUUACCGCUGGCUUAUAGGCGACAUCAAGGUAGAGAUAAGAGAGGGAACAGCGAAGACAGUGAGGGACGACUCCUCACCUCAGCUGCUGGCACACAGGAAGACGGAGCUGCAGGAGAGAAAGACAACUUACAGAUGGGUAACGUGGGCUCCAGGAAUCCCCAGAUGUAUCGACGCAAAAACCGAAGCAGAUUUACCCCAAGACGUCCGCUUUGACAAUGAAAAGAGGAGCGACUUUGAACAUUCCCUACAAUAUGCCUUGCUGGAGUUGUCUCUGAAGAAGAUGGCCAUCAGGUUUGGGAAAUCCUGGUGUGACCUGGAUGAUUUCAAACGGAUCUUUUGGAGGCUUCGAAGCCCCAUAGCUGAGUACUGUAUGGAGCACUGGAAGGAGGACUGGUUUUUUGGCUACCAGUGUAUGAAUGGCUCUAACCCAAGAAUGAUUCAGAGGUGCAAGAAGCUGCCAGAGAACUUUCCUGUCACACCUAACAUGGUGCAGAGCUCCAUGGCUCCCAGGACCAACCUGAACAAAGAAAUCAAGGCAGGGAAUAUCUACCUGUUGGACUAUGCUGUCAUGGAUGGGAUUCCCGCCAAUACAAUCAGGGGGAAAAUUCAGCACAUUGCUGCUCCACUCUGUCUCCUGUACCAACACCCAGAUGACGGACUCAUUCCUAUUGCUAUACAGCUUGAGCAGAAUCCAGACAAGGACACUCCCAUAUUCCUCCCCAAAGACCCACCCCUGGCCUGGCUGUUGGCUAAGAUGUGGGUGCGUCACUCUGAAUUCCAGGUGUUCCAGCUGCUGUCUCACCUGCUCAGGACUCACCUAGUGGUAGAGGUGUUUUGUGUGGCUACUCUGAGACAGCUGCCUGCUGUGCACCCUAUAUAUAAGCUCCUGGCUCCUCACCUGCGCUACACUCUGGAGAUAAACUGUAGGGGGCGUACUCAGCUCAUCUCACCUGAUGGCAUCUUCAAAAGGGUUGUGUCUACAGGUGGUGAUGGCCUGUUGAUUCUGGCUCAGAGGGAGUACAAGGUGCUGACCUAUCGCUCCCUCAAUCCCCGCCAUGACUUCGAUGACAGAGGAGUUUCCCGGCUUCCAAAAUAUUUCUACAGAGAACACAGUCUGAUGUUGUGGGAGGCUAUAUUCAGCUUUGUCUCAGGCAUUGUAAACCUGUACUACCAGUCAGACCAUGACGUGCAGGAGGACCUGGAGCUUCAAGCCUGGAUCAGAGACAUAACACAGGAAGGCUUCACAGAGCUCCCCAACUUUGGUCUGUCCAGUAAGCUCAGCACCAGAGAGGAACUCUCCAUUCUGCUGUCAGUGGCCAUCUUCACCAGUACAGCCCAGCACGCUGCUACUAACAACGGACAGUUCGACUGGUGUGCCUGGGUCCCCAACACCCCUUGCACCAUGAGACACCCCCCACCAACAGACAAGGAUGCUGUUACCAUGGAGAUGAUCAUGGCCACCCUUCCUGAUGUCAGCCAGUCCUGUGUGCAGAUGGCUAUCACAUGGCAUCUGGGGCGAGCACAACCAGACGCAAUUCCUUUGGGCAAGUACACAGAGGAUCACUUCACUGAGAAGCAGGCCCAGGAGCUGAUUGACAAGUUCAGAAUGGAACUGAAGAAGAUUGAGGACAACAUCGUGAGUCAGAAUGAAGGACUGGAGCUUCAGUACCUUUUCCUCCUGCCUAGCCGCGUGGAAAACAGCAUCACUAUAUAGACAGACUAACAGACUACAUGUGGAGCGAGGUCCAGACCUGAUGCGUCUAACAUUUGUUUUGACCAUGAUAUUUUUUUGUUAAUAUUGACAAAAAAAAAAACAAAACAAAAAAAAAAAACAUGACAAAGCCGAAGUAGGGGAAAAUACUUUUUUAUUUAUGUGAAUAUUAAACCAUUUAUGAUUUCUAUAACAUGUUUAAUUGAAAAUGCAAGCCAAGGUGUCUUUAUUAAGUAAAGGAGUGUUAAUGGAAUGUCAACCAGAAGCAGUUUGAUUGUGUCACAUCAUCUUUUUGUCACACCAAGUUUUUUUUAAUGGAUCAUUGUAAGCCAGGCACAAGUCAUCGACCACUGCAAGCAUAAUGGAGGCACAAAAUAUACCUGUUCUGAGUGAAAUGCUGUAGACACAACUGCUUCUGUUCUGAAAACUUCAAUCAGGUGGUUGACUGGGAACUAGGGAUGCACGAUAUUAGAUUUUUUUGACGAUAUCUGAUAUGCCAAUAUAUAACAACUCAUUUGGCCGAUGACUGACAGAUAUAUCUUCGAGUUUCUUCUGUAGUAGAAUUAACAUCAUAUUAAGCAUGCAUACUCUUAUCGUGAUGGCCCACCAGCAAAUCAAGACAUGUAAUACAAUAUUUGUCAAUGUAUGUAAUAUUCAUUCAUUGUGCAAAUCAAGAAAAUGCAUAUUGGCCGAUUCUCAUUUUAAAGCUAAUAUUGGCCGAUACCAGGGGUCAGCAACCUCAACUAUCACAAUAGCCAUUUUUGACCAAAAAUAUCAAAAAAUCUGCCUGGGGCUGCAAAACAUAUUUGAGUCUUAUGGUAAUGCGUAGUCGAAAUUAACAAUAGGUCUAAAUGAGCAUUCAAAAAUAUUUCUUACCACAAGAUGGCUCCUCUGGAGUAGGCUAUUUAUGAUUAUUUGGUACUUAAAUAUUGCAGCGCCGGCAGUGAAACCACACAAAUCUGUCCAUGCACUUUUAAAUUUAUUUUUUCCUCUGAGACUUUUUUUUACUUUUAUGGAUUUGGAAUCCAUAGCUAGCCUAGCGAGGGAGACUCAAGACUAGCCACCAAAAUUAAGAGUAAAA
Messenger RNA from Epinephelus lanceolatus (giant grouper), 3396 nucleotides. RefSeq names its product arachidonate 12-lipoxygenase (gene alox12). Gene Ontology annotation, biological process: lipid oxidation. The record is from RefSeq and is a predicted model, not a curated record. Lineage: Eukaryota; Metazoa; Chordata; Actinopteri; Perciformes; Serranidae. Gene Ontology annotation, molecular function: iron ion binding; oxidoreductase activity, acting on single donors with incorporation of molecular oxygen, incorporation of two atoms of oxygen; protein binding.